Molecule: messenger RNA, 2144 nt
Organism: Dermacentor silvarum
Lineage: Eukaryota; Metazoa; Arthropoda; Arachnida; Ixodida; Ixodidae
Gene: Set
Product: protein SET
Exons: 6
Coding region: 96-962 (288 amino acids)
Biological process (GO): nucleosome assembly
Cellular component (GO): nucleus; chromatin
Molecular function (GO): histone binding; chromatin binding
Source: RefSeq, a predicted model, not a curated record
UGGGGAGUCAGUCUUCUCUUGCGAGACUCGUCGAAGCAAAGCAGUGUGGAGCCCGAAUUUGUGUGAUUUGUCGUAGUCGCGGGCCACCGUUCACGAUGUCUACCAGCGCGCCGGCACCGAAGAAGGCGAAGAAAGCUGAAGGGUCUGCGGCGUCGGGCGACGGCGACGAGAGCAGGGAUUACGACGCUGAGACUCAGAAGGCGCUGGAAGAAAUCGACGCCUGUCAGAAUGAGAUAGACGCGCUCAACGAGAAGGCCAGCGAGGAGAUCUUGAAGGUGGAACAGAAGUACAACAAGUUGAGGAAACCGUUCUUCGAGAAGAGGAAUGACCUAAUCAAGAAGAUUCCAAAUUUCUGGGUGACAGCCUUUGUGAACCAUCCACAGAUCUCUGCCAUCCUUGAUGAAGAGGAGGAAGAGAGCUUGCACUUCCUGUCUAAGCUCGAAGUGGAAGAGUUUGAGGACAUCAAGUCUGGCUACAGGAUCAAGUUCUACUUCGAUGAGAAUCCUUACUUUGAGAAUGAUGUGCUCAUCAAGGAGUUCCACCUUGGUUCUUCUGGGGACCCAGCAUCCCAGUCGACACCCAUCAAGUGGAAGGAGGACAUGGACUUGACCAAGCGGCACAAGCAGCGGCAGUCGCAGAUGAAGAGCAGUCGCAAGAGGGCGCACGAGCAGCCGCGCACCUUCUUCAACUGGUUCACCGACCACGGGGAUGCCUCUGCCGAUGACAUUGCCGAGGUGAUCAAGGACGAUAUGUGGCCGAACCCCCUUCAGUACUUCCUUGUUCCAGACAUUGAAGUCGAGAAUGGACUCGAAGGUGAUGAAGACGAGAGUGAUGAAGAGGAGGGUGGGGAUGCAGUAGUGGUCGUAGAAGAGGAAGGUGAUGGGGAUGAGGAUGAUGAAGAUGACGAGGGGGAGGAUGACGGUGGGGACCUGGAAGGGGAAGGUGGUGACGGGGACGACUGAGCCUGGGAAGUGCGCAUCAGGGGGUCGGAAGGGGGCAAAGGGGAGGACAGCUGUGCUGCCAUCUGGUUCAUGGAGGGGGAGACAGCCCUCUCCUGCCGCCUUCAUUCAUUGAGUCAUUCAUCUCUUCACCCUGUGGGGAAGGGGGGCCUGACACACACGCCACAGGAAAUAUUACUGAGAUGCGGGGGCAAGAUAAGGUGGGCAUACGCGCUGUGUGGAAACGCGUACACACAACAUUAUACACAAGUGAUGAACACACACCUGCAUGCAUUACCUUCUCUACCACCACCAACCACCGCCAGACCUCUCUUCUCUGACCUCGAGUCCCGGAAAGAGCAUUUGUUGUUUCCUUUUUUUCUUUCCCCUCUUUUUUUGUUACCACAUGUGCAUAGAAUUCCAUAACUUCGUCUAAGCUUUCUGUUUUUGUUUUAACUGUUUUUCUCUGACAAUAAGUUGCUCUUUCUGUUCUGCCAUUAUAAAGGAAGGAAAGGCAGAAUUGUGCCACUUAGUUUUGGUUUGGUAGCAUUAGCCUGCCUGGACAUACGCAAGUGAGCAUCUAGCUUGCUACUUAUUUUUGUAAGCAAUCGUCUACAGCUGGUGUUAAAGGUAUCAGUCUGUUGUGGCACUCAAUGCUAUUGGCUUGUUCUUGCUUUUUUGAGGUCACGGUUGCUACAGCAGCCGUUAACUGGGAAGCAUGGCUCUGCGCAGUACCUGCAAGGAGGGUUUUUCAUUCCAUGAGUUGCGACUCUUUGAGACAGGGCAGGUACACCUGCUACCAAACCAACACAAGCAUGGGACGUCGUCGUGUACAAGGACUCCUUGGGAAGUCCACGUAUUUAGUUGUAUUGCAGAGCUACUGUAAGCAGUCUGACUGGGAAGUGGUUUUGUUUCCUCAUUGGCCUAUCUCUUUUGUGGGAAUUAAGCACUGGUCCCCACAGCCUGUCACCCAAACCCAUCAUUAUUUGUCCCAUCGCAGUGUAAAUUUGACUACAAAUAAUUCACCUUGCACACCUCCGUGGAAAAAAAAAGUGGCACUUCUGUUUUUCCGGAGUCCUUUCUUUCCCAUUGUUUUGUUUUGGUUUAUAAAAAAUACUGAGAAAGAAAUGACCUCCUUUUCACAGUGUGAAUUUUUUAUAUUGGUGUAAUGGUCAUUAGUAUAAAAAUAAAAGCUUUCCAUCCUCA